AUGAGUGAGAGCCCCUCAGCGUAUGACUGUGCGAUGGUGAGAGUAUGUGUCCCUUGGUGCUUGAAGUAUCCAUUCGAGCAGAGAAUACCCUCUAUACGAUCAACAGCAACAAAGAUAGUGAUUGUUGAUAUCGGUGGAAACCAGGGAGUAAAUCUUGACCGGCUGCCUAGUAGCUUUUCACAUCUGGACUGUGACCUUGUUCUACAAGAUUUACCGAAGACACUGAUAGAAAUCCGAACCCAUCUUGAUCCAAGGAUCAGGUCAAUGGCCUAUGACUUUUCACAGCACAGUGCGUACAGGCGCUUCAAAGGAGAUUCUAUCAAACACCUUCUCAUCAAUAAAAUCAUAUUAUCUGAUACAAACGAAUCCCUAUCCCGAGCAGAAAUGGAUAUGUUGAUGCUAUUCCUGUGUGAUUGCAUGGAGCAUAGCAAAUUGCAGCGGGAAGAGUCGUUGGCAAAAGUGAACUCGCCUCUACGAAUCAUCGAUACUUGGUCUGUCCCUGGGGAUCAGCAGAGCGUUAUUGAGGCUUGUCUCGCAGAGUAG
Talaromyces stipitatus ATCC 10500 is the source of this 543-nucleotide messenger RNA. RefSeq lists its product as uncharacterized. The transcript is spliced from 2 exons. Gene Ontology annotation, molecular function: methyltransferase activity. The record is from RefSeq and is a predicted model, not a curated record. NCBI's taxonomy places the organism in Eukaryota, Fungi, Ascomycota, Eurotiomycetes, Eurotiales, Trichocomaceae. The coding region runs from base 1 to 543 and encodes 180 amino acids.